This is a messenger RNA of Salvelinus fontinalis (brook trout), 2792 nucleotides long. RefSeq names its product peroxisomal succinyl-coenzyme A thioesterase-like. The coding region runs from base 925 to 2565 and encodes 546 amino acids. Gene Ontology annotation, molecular function: fatty acyl-CoA hydrolase activity. Lineage: Eukaryota; Metazoa; Chordata; Actinopteri; Salmoniformes; Salmonidae. Gene Ontology annotation, biological process: acyl-CoA metabolic process; fatty acid metabolic process. The record is from RefSeq and is a predicted model, not a curated record. The transcript has 12 exons.
GUUACUACUUCUGGUGUUAGGAUUUUGUUUUAAGGCCUUUACAAGUUGCAGUAAUGUAUUUCAUUGUUCUGAGACUUUUAUUUUGACACACAUUCCUAGAUCUCACAUUUCUUUACUGGGUGGGUCCUGAAAGUUUGCCGGGCCAAGAGGAAACAAAUAAAAGUUUCUAGCGAUCAACACUGUGAAAAAUAUUAGGUGAAGUUAUAAUGCUCGUUCAAGCGCACAGUUUCGCAAUGCCGGGAUUCAUCCAAUGGCAUUGAGGAGUAUACCACCUCAGUCACCGGCUUCAUAAAUAAGUGCAUCGAUGACGUCAUCACCACAGUGACCAUACGUACAUAUCCCAACCAGAAGCCAUGGAUUACAGGCAACAUCUACACCGAGCUAAAGGCUAGAGCUACCGCUUUCAAGGAGCGGGACACUAAUCCAGAUGCUAUGCCCUCAGACAAACCAUCAAACAGGCAAAGCGUCAAUACAGGACUAAGAUUGAAUCCUACUACACCGGCUCUGACGCUCGUCAGAUAUGGCAGGGCUUGCAAACUUAUGGACUACAAAGGUAAACCCAGACACGAGCUUCCCAGUGACGCGAGCCUACCAGACGGGAUAAAUGCCUUUUAUGCUCGCUUCGAGGUAAGCAACAAGGAAGCAUGCAUGAGAGCACCAGCUGUUCCAGACGACUGUGUGAUCACGCUCUCCUUAGCCGAUGUGAGCAAGACUUUUAAAUAGGUCAACAUUCACAAGGCCGCAGGGCCAGACAUAUUACCAGAAUGUGUACUCAGAGCAUGUGCGGACCACCUGGCAAGUGUCUUCACUUACAUUUUCAACCUCUCCCUGACCGAGUCUGUAAUACCUACACGUUUCUAGCAUACCACCAUAGUCCCUGUGCCCAAAAAUGACUACCGCCCCAUAGCACUCACGUCGGUAGCCAUGAAGUGCUUUGAAAGGCUGGUCAUGGCUCACAUCAACACCAUCAUCCCGGAAACCCUAGGCCCACUCCAAUUCGCCUACCGCCCCAACAGAUCCACAGACGAUGCAAUCUCAAUCGCACUCCACACUACCCUUUCUCACCUGGAAAAAAGGAACACCUAUGUGAGAAUGCUGUUCAUUGACUACAGCUCAGCGUUCAACACCGUAGUGCCCACAAAGCUCAUCACUACGCUAAGGACCCUCAGACUAAACACCUCCCUCUGCAACUGGAUCCUGGACUUCCUGAUGGGCCACCCCCCAGGUGUUAAGGGCCAAGUGAGAUGGAAGACAUGUAGACCAGCUCCCUUUUUGACAGCCAAACCCAACCGCGCCCUCAUAGAUGAGCCGAUUACCCUAGAGGGACGUCACCUCCCCCCUCACUCACCUAUUACGGUGUGUGCCCGCAUGCAUAACGAGGACGGUGACCUGUGGGAAGCGUUUUCUCACUACAACACAGAUGGGAGGGGUGUCGUCAACUUGACCAGGGAUGAGUCUGUAGGGGGCUCCUAUGUGGGCUGUGAGCCCAUGGGACUAUUCUGGGCCCUGCAGCCUGCACCUGGAGAGAGAGAGGGUCUGAGGCUGCGGAAGAAAAAUGUUGAGACUCCGUACUCUGUACAGUUGUCCUUAUUAGAGGGUCACAUUCCGGUUCCAUCCAGUCAUGGUUCCAACAAGGAGCAGCAACAGAGAGGGGAACAGGAGCUGGCUGCAGUGACUGUGGAACGCUGGUACAUGGCACCAGGGGUCCGGAGAAUAGAGAUCCGGCAGAACGGAGUAGUGGGGACCUUGUUCUUACCCCCAGGUCCAGGUCCAUUCCCAGCCAUGAUGGACCUGUGGGGUAUGGGCGGGGGGCUGAUAGAGUACCGCUCAGCCCUGUUUGCUUCCCGAGGCUUUGCCAGUCUCUCCCUGGCCUACUUUGGCCAUAAAGACAUCCCUGGUCCACUCAACACUAUCAAGGUGGGAGAUGCCUACUUUAAGACUGCGUUCCAGUUUCUCCAGGACCACCCCCAGGUGUGUGGGGACAGGAUGGGGGUCAUGGGCCUCUCGUUCGGGGUCUACCUGGCUCUGCGAAUCGCCACUCAGAUUGAUGUCAAUCCCCGGUGUGUGAUCGGAGUCAAUGGUCCAAUAGGAAGUUUCAACAAACUCUCGGACAGCGACGGCAUGACAGAAAGCUUUGAAGGGGAUCAGAAGCACUGGAGUUACGAUGAAGAGGGCUACGUCAGUUUCAGAGAAGUGUCCAUGCCCAACAACAUUCCACCUGAGAACAAAGCAAAUGUUGAAAACCUGUGCUGCCCCCUACUGUACAUUGUGGGUGAAGACGACUUGAGCUGUGCAGCUAUUGAGAACGCAGAUGAGAUUGAGAAGAAGAUUAAAGAUGCUGGUAGAUCCCACCUGUUCACCCGCCUGUCAUAUCCCGGUGCUGGUCACCUGAUUGAGCCGCCCUACACCCCCAACUCCCGAGCCUCCAUGUGGACCACACAACCCAAGAAACUUAUCACUCUCUGGGGAGGGCACCUGGUACCCCAUGCUGCCGCCCAAGAGGAUGCCUGGAAGAGGACCCUGGAAUUUAUGGAACGCCAUCUAAGGGGAAAGGAAGACAAAUAGCCUUUUGGCCACAUUGGGAUAGAACGGUCCAUCUCACAUGCAUCACUCCUCAAUGCAAGACUCAAAACUCACCCAACUGUCCAAAUUCAAGUGGACUCAAUGUUUUCUUUCACUAUUUUCACGAUACAGAUUUUUAUGUAAGCGUCUAUGUAUUGUUGUCAUUGAUUUGUUUGAUUUUUAUAAACACAACUAUUAUACCAUAAUAAAAUCAAUGUAAUGUAAACAAA